Molecule: messenger RNA, 1097 nt
Organism: Branchiostoma belcheri (Belcher's lancelet)
Lineage: Eukaryota; Metazoa; Chordata; Leptocardii; Amphioxiformes; Branchiostomatidae
Product: G2/M phase-specific E3 ubiquitin-protein ligase-like
Exons: 9
Coding region: 189-1097 (302 amino acids)
Cellular component (GO): nucleus
Source: RefSeq, a predicted model, not a curated record
UGAUGACGUUUUUACCCGCCGUCCGUUUGAAAGUUGACCUUUCACACCCCUCAUUCAAGCAGGGCGCUGGACACAAAGCGUUGGCGCUGCCUCGCCAGAGUAUUCACAGGAACGUUAUACAGACUGAGUAAGAUGCCCAGGUGUUUGCCCUGAUAUUUGGUCCCUGUGAACAGCUAGGAGAGUCAGCCAUGUCCGGCAGUUCACCCCGGGGCCAGGAGCUCUCUCCGACCCCCCACACCCCCGGGCAGGACAGGAAGGCGAAGGUCCCUCCCAACCUCACCAUUUACCCGGCAUCGAGAACCACAGAUCUACCACCCUGUCUAUUCUGUAAGAGAAGUGAGAAUCAACAGCAGAAGUAUGGACAGCUCAUCACAGACAGAGACAGUGGCAUCACUGUCCAUUAUUUCUGUCUGCUGUUGUCAUCAGGCAUUCACCAGGAGGGAGGGGAGCAGGAGGGCAUCUAUGGAUUUAGAGAACAGGAAGUCAUCAAGGAAUAUAGAAGAGGUCUGAGACUGAAGUGCAACUUUUGUGAGCAGAAAGGUGCAACUAUCGGAUGCUGCACAAAGAAAUGCAGGGCAGUGUUUCACCUGCCUUGUGGAAUGGACAAUGGAAGUCUGCAUUUGUUCUUCGAUGACUUCAAGUCCUACUGUAGGGAGCAUCGUCCGAUGCAGGUCAUUUCAAAGGACAUGAUCCUGGACACUCCUGAGAAGAACCCUGUGUGCCCCAUCUGUAUGUACCGCCUCACUCCCAAACCUUCUCACAAUGUGUUGAAGACACCCUGCUGCAAGAGAACAUGGCUGCACAGGGAUUGUGUCCAGCACCAGGCUUCCAGUGCAGGAAUGUACUUCUUCCGCUGCCCGAUCUGUAAUUCCAAGGAGGCGUUCCAGCAGGAAAUGUUGAAGAAUGGCAUCUACAUUCCUGAACAAGAUGCAUCCUGGGAGCUGGAGGAUAAUGCCUUUGAAGAGCUGCUGCAGCGCUACAACCGCUGUGAUGCUGAGGAAUGUAUCUGUGCCCAGGGCAGGGACUUCAACAAAAAUUGGGGUUCAGGAGCACUGAAACUUGCUCUGGUUCAAAGGAUGGGGAAGUACAAGGUGUAA